Messenger RNA from Strongyloides ratti, 1050 nucleotides. RefSeq names its product ApaG domain and Hemimethylated DNA-binding domain-containing protein. The record is from RefSeq and is a predicted model, not a curated record. Gene Ontology annotation, cellular component: mitochondrial nucleoid; nucleus. Gene Ontology annotation, biological process: error-free translesion synthesis. The coding region runs from base 1 to 1050 and encodes 349 amino acids. The transcript is spliced from 3 exons. Lineage: Eukaryota; Metazoa; Nematoda; Chromadorea; Rhabditida; Strongyloididae. Gene Ontology annotation, molecular function: DNA binding.
AUGUUAUAUUACCAAAAUACAGUGAAUAAACGUUGGAUUUCAACAAGUCUUUCAUCAAUGGUAAGAUUUGGAUCUGGUGGAAAGUUACCGCCAUCAUCUACCUCUGAUAAUGGAUUGAAAUUAUUAGGUAAACUUAUGGGUACAUUAAAAAGUGGAACAUAUAAAAGUGGACAAUUAUUUAUUCAUAAAAUAUUUGGCUAUCGUGGUGUAAUUUUUCGUAAUUUCGAGACUAAACUUUAUGGAGCCCGUGGAGGUACUGAUAUAACAAAACACAAAAUUAUACCAUCUUAUCAAGUCUUUAUUCAUAGAGAAGACUGGAAAUCAAUGCGCAUGCCAACAACAUUAACUGCAUAUCUUGAUGGAAAUGACGAUAAAAGGGAAAAAGCUUUAUCACACAUAUUAGGAAUGGAUUUGGUAAUGCAUGGAGAUGUUAUACCUUAUAUGCCAUUGUCAAAUGUGAAACCUAUUGAACAUGACCUUUUUGAAAGGUUAUUUUCUAUAGAGAAAUCUUCAAAAACUGAUGGUUUUGUAUAUACAAUGAAUAAACAAGGAAAAGCUAGUUAUGAUAAUGCCCCAAAUACCUUUAUUCAUCCCCAAUGUGCAUACCAAACUACUGAAAAUAACAUUCAAAUGACGAUAACAAUAUUCUAUCUUGGAAAAAGCAUAACAAGUUCGAAUGAAAAUCAUUGUUGGAGAUAUGUUAUUAGGGUACACAAUUUAGAUGAAACAAAUUGUGUUUUUCUAUCAGAAACAAGAUUAAAACUUUUUAGUAUGAAUAAUACUAGUGAAAAAAGUAUUAAAGGUGAUACACAUGUAAAGAAUCCAUAUUUAACUAAAGAAAAUCCUUGUCUUCAAUAUAGUAGUGUUAUUGAAUUACCAUAUCCUAAAGGAAGUCAUAUGUGGGGUACAUUAUUAUUUGAAAAUUUUAAUGAUAAAAGUAAAUUUAAUAUUCAAAUUCCUACAGUAAAAUUAGAAGCAAUAAAGACUGAUGAAAUAUUAGAACUUGAAUCUGGUGAUUUUACUGAUAACAACACUACUCCAAAAGAAUAA